Molecule: messenger RNA, 261 nt
Organism: Colletotrichum costaricense
Lineage: Eukaryota; Fungi; Ascomycota; Sordariomycetes; Glomerellales; Glomerellaceae
Exons: 1
Coding region: 1-261 (86 amino acids)
Source: RefSeq, a predicted model, not a curated record
AUGAACGGCUUUGCGUUUUUCGAGACAUCCCACUUCAGAGCUCGGUUCAUGCGGGACGCUCAGGUUUUGGCAUCUUUAAACCCCAUUGGAGACGACUUUGACUUUCUUCCUUUUGACAUUUUGGAAAAUCGAUCCCGUAAUGGACAAUAUCAUUGGGGCGAUAUUACCUAUCGAUAUCGCGCUCAAGGCGACAACACUUGGAUGCGGAACCAUAGUGAUGUAUCUGGCGUUCAAGCCUUCGCAACUUUCCGGCAAUACUGA